GUCGCAAAAAUAAGCUAAAUUCUGACAGGAGGCUCUUGUUUAAUGGGUGUACCACUGUUUAGCAGAGGUAGAGGAUAGGCUUUUGUGACUUACAUGGCAACAGUGCUGCAUGACCACCGGCGCUCAGUGACAGCUGGUCCAUUUGAAUUGACGGGCCUGGUCCCGGAGCCCCAUUGGCCCACGGAGUCAUCAAUCUCGGGUGGCAGCUCCGCCCAUUGUCCCCGUCGCGGCAUGGAGAAAACCCUUUGAAGUCGUGAGGGCGGUGCGGAGCAAAUUAUGCCAUGUGGUGCUCCAGAGCUGCACUUCCAUUGGACAACGGGGACUCACGGUAACGCCCAUUUGUGAAGGAUACUCUCUCUGAUUGGCUAAACCGGCCACCCCAGAUUCACAGCGUGCGCGUUCACGGCUUUGCUAUUCUCCGUUGAGGUUUGCGUCAGGAGCGUGAACUCCUCUAACAGUUCCUGUAACGCUUUACGGCAGCGACGUAGAUAAUGUGCGCAGCGACAAAGACUGCGAGCCCGAAACCUAUGGGGAAGGAAUAAAAAAAAAAAAUCAGUAUCGUCGCACUGUUCCUAAAGACCAUCAUUUUCCGAGCAGCUCACUGCCCCUGGGUCUCGGCUAAGACACGGGAAUUUGACAGCGGUGGGACCGGAUUUUGAGUGCGCGUGAAGCCGGUGAAUCCGUUGUAGAGGGCUGAUUUUCCGGUGGACCGUCUGUAGGCUAAGGGUACAGCGAGGGAGCCGCCAUGGCCGUCGGAUCAUUGAGCCUCCACAUCGGGAUAUGAAGAGGAACUGCAUGUGUCCCGAAUCGACGAGAAAACGCCGCAUUCAUCUGUCCUCCGCGCCGGACCCACAUCCGAACUCGUGAAAUUGAUCCCACACCCACCGAGAUAUCGCAUUUGGUUUUAAACAGGGGGGCCACAGGGAGAGGCCAGAUUCAUGACUAUUUUAGUCGGAGACGUGUCUUCAAAGGCCCGUUGAGAGAAAACCUGGAUUAUAAGGAGGAAACGAUGCUCUGAUUGACUGUACGUGGGAAAGAAAGGGUAGUUUAUUAGGUGAUACCAAGUAGCGUGGAGGAUCGUGGGAUAAAAGGGGGUGUCUUUUCUGACUGUCCUCCCUGUGAAUAAUAGUGACAUUACAUAUACUGUCAUCCUUUUUUGGAUGAGAAGGUCCGGCGGAUCGUUCAGCGCUGCCGUUUAACAAGCCACAGUCUCCCGAGUCGAGAGAAUCAAAAGGGAUUGGAUCAUGUCGGGUCGGCCCAGGACCACAUCCUUCGCGGAGAGCUGCAAACCAGUGCCGCAGCCUUCUGCUUUCGGCAGCAUGAAAGUCAGCAGGGACAAAGAUGGCAGCAAGGUAACGACAGUCGUGGCCACUCCAGGCCAGGGUCCCGACCGGCCACAGGAGGUGAGCUACACAGACACUAAGGUCAUCGGCAACGGCUCCUUUGGCGUCGUCUACCAGGCCAAACUCUGCGACUCCGGAGAGCUGGUGGCCAUCAAGAAGGUCCUGCAAGACAAGAGGUUUAAGAACCGUGAGCUGCAGAUCAUGAGGAAGUUGGACCACUGCAACAUAGUGCGCCUGCGCUACUUCUUUUACUCCAGUGGAGACAAGAAAGACGAGGUGUAUCUGAAUCUGGUCCUCGACUACGUUCCUGAGACGGUCUACAGAGUGGCCAGACACUACAGCCGAGCCAAACAGACCCUGCCCAUGGUUUAUGUCAAGUUGUACAUGUACCAGCUGUUCAGGAGCCUGGCUUACAUUCAUUCGUUUGGUAUUUGCCAUCGGGACAUCAAACCCCAGAAUCUGCUGCUUGAUCCGGAGACGGCUGUUCUCAAACUCUGCGACUUUGGCAGUGCUAAGCAGCUGGUCCGUGGAGAACCCAACGUGUCCUACAUCUGCUCUCGCUACUACCGAGCCCCCGAGCUCAUCUUCGGCGCCACUGACUACACCUCCAGCAUAGAUGUGUGGUCAGCCGGCUGCGUACUGGCAGAGUUGUUGCUAGGGCAACCAAUCUUCCCUGGUGACAGUGGAGUGGAUCAGUUGGUGGAAAUUAUCAAGGUCCUCGGCACCCCGACCCGAGAGCAGAUCCGCGAGAUGAACCCCAACUACACUGAGUUCAAGUUCCCCCAGAUUAAGGCACAUCCUUGGACUAAGGUGAGUCAACAGGUGUUCCGGCCACGCACGCCCCCGGAGGCCAUCGCUCUGUGCUCCCGCCUGCUGGAGUACACGCCCACGGCCCGCCUCACCCCCCUAGAGGCCUGCGCGCACUCCUUCUUCGACGAGCUGCGCGACCCCAACGUCAAACUGCCCAACGGGAGGGAGAAGCCCUCGCUCUUCAACUUCACCACCCAGGAGCUAUCUAGUAAUCCCUCUUUGGCCUCCAUACUCAUCCCUGCCCACGCCCGAAGCCAGGCUGCAGCCUCUACCCCAACCAAUGCCUCUGCCACCACAGACGGCAGCAGCACAGAGCGAGGUCCCACCACCACCACCGCCGCUGCCUCGGCCUCCAACUCCACCUCCUGAGCCCGCAGACCGCCCCGCCCCGCCCCGGCCUCAGCCCCAGCCCACAGCCUCUCCAUUGCCCUUGGCCAGGGGGGUGAGCUCUGCCCAGCUCUGCUCUGCUCUGCUCCCCCAGACAGCAGCGGAGCGACGCUGAAGCAGUCCGGGUUCAACAGCUAACCGACAGCCCCGCGCCACGACCACAAACCAAGCAUCCCCAACCGGACCCCUUCGAACCCUCCGACCGGCCUCCUCACACACACACACACACACACACACACACACACACACACACACACACACACACACACACAGCUGUUUGAACUCCAUCCUCCGUCAAAGACAUGUCUCUCCGGGCCCUUUCAACAGGGAAGCGAAUCGCAGGGCCAGAGGUGUUGUCGGCUGUACUAUUGAUAAAAGUACACUGUACAUGUAUACACAAUGCUAGCCUGUUGUUUGUAAGAGGACAAUCUGUAGAAAAGUCCUAAGCUGUUCCCCUCUCUCCUCCCCCUCCCCCCAUCUGGCCUCACCCGUUUGCCUCCCCCACAUUUUUCCAUUUUUCUGCAUCCUCAUCCUUUGACCUCUGUGUCCCCUGGCCGAUUCCCCCUCUUCUUCCUCCUCCUCCUCCUCCUCCUUUGGUUCCUUCUGUAGUGCAUGGCCUGAGUAUGGUAGGAUCACCUGGGGGGUCGCCACGCCCUCUCAUCUCCACUUCCCCGCAGACAAGGCAUGAGGCUCGCGCACGCGUAUACACACAAACACACAAACACGCACACACGGACACAUCCUCACACACAUGGAUGCAUGACGUAUGUGGAAAGAAGCCGUCUACUUGUGGGGACACUUUAAUUUUUCUGUUUUGUUUUGUUUUUUUUGUUUUUUUUGCCUGGGGUUGUUUUUAACUGGUUGGCGAGCUGUUUUACCUUCUUUUUAAUGUUUUUUUUUUUUUUUGUACUCCUGGGCUUUGUUUUUUUUUUUUUUUUUUCUUUUUUGGAUUGACACGUGCGAUGGAUGUGACAUGUAUCUGGUCCUGUGUGCUUGUAUAAUAUAUAUAUAUACAUACAGUACAAAAAAAACAAAAAAAAAACAAACACGCAUACAUACACAGUUUAUAUAUUACUUUUCCUUAUGUAUAAAAAGUAUAUAUAGAUAUAUGUAUAUUAACUACAAUGGUUCAGAAAUCAUUUAUGGUGAGCUCAUAUCUGGCAGAGCAGUGGCAAUAUUUGCUGCUGCCUAAAGACAAUAGAUAUAGAGAAGGUGGUGUUUUAUUUUAUUUUGUCUCUUUUUUUUUUUUUUUUUGCUGGAGUGUGGUUAGAUUCCAGCGGCUACUCUCUCUCCUCGUUCUCCUGUGUUGUCUGUAUUAAGGCUGUAGAUGGAUUUAGGGCAUCGCUCUAUCCCCCACCCCCCCUCCCCGCCCGCCCCUCCCGUCUUUGUACCGACUCUGUCUGCAACAGUGUGUUCUGUGACAGUGCAGCGUCCAGGCGAACAUGUUCUCCUCUCGCCUAAAUCUUCCUCUUUUGUUGUUUUUUUUUUUUUUUUUUGUUUAUCCGUCUCCGUGAAGAAUCACUUUUCCUCGACCCCUUGAGAAAGUCCCCAGCCGUCGUCUCUCCAGCGCCGCCGGCUGCCUCGUACGUGUUGUGACCACUGACUCCAAGUGUUAGGCUAUAGCGUCCUCCCUCCUCCUCCCUCCUCCUCCUCCUUUUCCGCCUGGAGCACAUAGAGCCACUCGGUACAGUCUGUCCAAUCGUCUUAUUUACAGAGAAUACUCACUACAUUAAAAAGAAAAAAAAAAUAUGAAUGGAAAAAUACUAAAAAAAAAAAAAAAAAAAAAAACAAGAGAAAAACUGAAUUUGUAUAUACAGUAUAAAUGCUCCUCACCAAAAUUCUGUAUGACUUGUAUGUUGUUUUUUUUUUAUGUUGAUUUAUUUUUAUUUCCAUGUUGUAUUCAAGGUAUGUAUAUAUGCAGACCCAUGUACUGUUUAUGAGCAAAAACAAAGACAGCGACAGAGGGUGGGGAAAGAAAUGGAGGAAAAAAAAAGAGAAAAAAAAGACAGAAUCAGGGCAAAACUGAUGUUGUUUAUGGAUAUUGUAGAUGAUGAUCAGCUUUAUCCAGCCAUAUGUCCAAUCUUACCUGUACAGUACAGUAGAAGACAGCUGUAUUAUUGUAACAAGAACUAGUCAUGUAUAGUGUAACUAUAGUUUGGAGUGCCUUUGCUUUCAUACACCUUCGCCUUGUUUCCGCACCCCUCACCCGACCCCUGCCAUCGCCCCCUCCUCCCAUCACCACCCGCCCCACCCUCACCCUGAUAUUGUGACUCUCCCUUCGGUGCUGUUGAAUGUCCUGCUAUCCUGCAACACGCUAAAAAGUUUUCCCCCCUUCUUCCACUUGCACAUGUCCCCCCCCCCCCCCCCCUUCUCUUCAUUGCACACUUAAUGUAAUAUACAGACAUUGUUAAUUGUAAGGAUAUCUUUCCUUAACUGAAGUAGACAAGUGUUUAUUUUAAUAGAUGUUUUAUCUCGGACACACAUGUAUACCACAGUCCUGGACUCCGGGGCAUGAAGUGGGUGGGGGUGUUGUGGAUGGCAGCAGGGGUUUCAAAGAAAAAAAAAAAAAAAAUUAAAAAAAAAAAGGCAUCAUAUACUGUAUAUAAACAAUACAGUUUCUGUAUCACUCACAGUGUUGGUUCUGUUACCAAAGCCAAACUAUUAUGUAGUCGUGAUGAGUCAUCCUCAGAGGCAAUAACUCGUCUUCUUAUUCUUCUCUGGAUAUUUUGUUGUUUUCCCCCUGUCCUCUUGCUUGCUUCUCGUCCCGACACUUCUCAUCCAGAGGGGGGUGGUUGUGGGGUGGGGUGGGGGGUUUCAGUAGCACCUAAAGGGGUCGAGUCAUGUAGCCUUUCUCCUGCCUCCCCGCUUGCAGUAACUUUGCAUUCAUGAACGUGUCGCCGCCCUCCAUCAGAAGGUUUGACCACCUCACCCUACCCCUAACUCCUUCAGCAACAACACCACAAAGGUUACCAAAAAAAUAAAUAUUAAGAAAGCAUAUAUGCUAGUAUUAUAUGUUAUACUAGCAUAUAUGCUAGUUGGAUACACUAACUGGGUUAAACUGGGGUUAGAGAAAAGGAAAAAUCUAAGAAAAUGCUACAAAAACAUCCUGUAUAACAGUACUACUACUUGAAUGCCUCUGUUUGUGACUGAAAAUUUUCUUUCUUUUUUUUUGUUCUUUUUUUUUUCCUUUUUGUUCUGUGAAGGUAUGCUAAAUGUGCGCCUCUGUAAAUAUUCCCUCUGCGUGCUCCGAGGAAUAGUUCCCUGGUACUGUAAUUUGCAUUAAAUAAAGAGUAGGAUAGCCUGGAAAUGAUCAAGAAA
Mugil cephalus (flathead mullet) is the source of this 5858-nucleotide messenger RNA. RefSeq names its product glycogen synthase kinase 3 beta, genome duplicate a (gene gsk3ba). NCBI's taxonomy places the organism in Eukaryota, Metazoa, Chordata, Actinopteri, Mugiliformes, Mugilidae. Bases 1245 to 2522 code for a protein of 425 amino acids. Gene Ontology annotation, cellular component: axon; cytoplasm; beta-catenin destruction complex. Gene Ontology annotation, biological process: regulation of microtubule cytoskeleton organization; insulin receptor signaling pathway; negative regulation of canonical Wnt signaling pathway. The transcript has 11 exons. The record is from RefSeq and is a predicted model, not a curated record. Gene Ontology annotation, molecular function: ATP binding; tau-protein kinase activity; protein serine/threonine kinase activity.